AUAUUUGAAUACAAAUUUGUAUGAAGCCAACACCCCCUAAAUAUUCAUCACGGCCGAGCUUAAUCAUGGCGUCCGUCGCCGGGCCCAGCAGCCCCUAUCCGAUUCCACUCAACCACCUCGUCAGAACCCGCGGCGGGCCGGGCCCCGUCUCGAAAACAUUCAAAGGCCAGACCAGAAACACACAGGCGAAGGAGGUUGAAGAAGCUAGAGAGAGAAAAGAGGAGACCAACAGAAAGAUAGCUUCGCAGAAGGCCAUUUCAAUUAUUCUUAGAAGAGAGGCAGCAAAAGCUGUCAUCGAGAAGAAGAAAGGAAAUCCGAAAAAGCUUCUGCCCACAACUGUUCUUGAAGCCCUUCACGAGCGAAUCACCGCUUUGCGCUGGGAGUCUGCUCUUAAGGUUUUCGAACUUCUUCGUGAGCAACUUUGGUACAAGCCGAACUCUGGCAUAUACAUCAAGUUAAUUGUCAUGCUCGGAAAAUGCAAGCAACCCGAGAAAGCCCACAUAUUAUUCCAAGCAAUGACAGACGAAGGUUGUGUGGUGGACCGUGAAGCAUACACUGCUCUUAUGUCAGCCUACAGCCGAAGUGGCCUUUUUGAUGAGGCAUUUUCGAUUCUCGAACAAAUGAAAAAGAUUCUUAACUGCCAGCCAGACGUCUAUACGUAUUCAAUCCUCAUAAAGUCGUGCCUACAAGUUCAUGACUUUGGGAAAGUACAAUCUCUGCUUGCCGACAUGGAAAUGCAGGGUGUCAAUCCCAACACGAUAACAUAUAAUACACUUAUUGAUGCGUACGGCAAAGCAAAGAAAUUUUCAGAGAUGGAAUCAGUGCUCGUCCGAAUGCUGAGGCAGCGAGAGUGCCAGCCGGACGUGUGGACAAUGAACUCCACCCUCCGAGCCUUUGGCGGCAGCGGCCAGAUCGAGAUGAUGGAGAAGUGCUACGAGAAGUUCCAGCUGGCGGGCAUCACCCCCACGAUCCAGACAUUCAACAUCCUCCUCGACUCCUACGGCAAAACCGGUAACUACAAGAAAAUGAGUGCCGUGAUGCACUACAUGCAGGCCUACCACUUCUCGUGGACCCUCGUCACGUACAACAUCGUGAUCGACGCCUUUGGACGGGCCGGAGACUUGAAGCAGAUGGAGUAUCUGUUUCGACUCAUGCAAUCUGAGAAGGUGAAGCCCAACUGCGUUACGUUGUGUUCGCUCGUGAGGGCCUAUGGGCGGGCUGGGCGGGCCGAGAAAAUCCGGGCAGCUUUGAGAUUUGUUGAGAAUUCGGAUGUGAUGUUGGAUACCGUGUUUUUUAACUGUUUGGUGGAUGCAUACGGGAUGAUGGGUUGCUUUGCGGAGAUGAAGGGUUCGGUUGAGAUGAUGAAGAGGAAAGGAUGUGUGCCCGAUAAAGUUACGUAUCGGACGAUGAUUAAGGCGUACGAGUUGGGUAGGAUGAAAGGCCAUGCUAAGGAGGUUCGAAAGGAACUUGCUUGCUUGUGAAUAUUUGAUGAUUUUAUAUGUAUUUAGGCAUAUGGGGUUUUGUAUGUGUAUUUAUUCUUUUAACUCAAUACUAUUUUCAUAUGUCCUAACUAGAGUUGUUCAGCGAAAUGACCGGUUCGUGAACUCUGUUUGGCUUGGGUGCAGCUUGUUGAGCUCAAGCUCGCAUGAAGCUCGUUUCGUUAACGAAAAUAGAAUUUUUAUAUAACUUUGGCUCGUUAAAGCUCGAGAUUGGCUCGUUAAGGUUUGAAAUCGGCUUGUUAAUAUAGAUAAACGAGUGAGCUUGAGCUUGAUUUCUGGCUUCUUUACUUAACGAGUCGAGUUGGGUGCAACCUCGAGCUCAUGUGCUCUCAGCCAAAGCUCAGCUCUAUGAGCUCUCAGCCAAAGCUCAGCUUGACUUGUUCACUGUUGUAGUCCUAACUAGUAGGAAGCACUUAUCUACAUAUGUAUAAUAGUACUAUCUACAUUCUAUUGUUGCUAUUUCAGUAUUGAUUUUUCUGCUAAAAAAAUU
This is a messenger RNA of Striga asiatica, 1989 nucleotides long. NCBI's taxonomy places the organism in Eukaryota, Viridiplantae, Streptophyta, Magnoliopsida, Lamiales, Orobanchaceae. The record is from the annotation of a GenBank genome assembly.